Messenger RNA from Physella acuta, 2392 nucleotides. RefSeq lists its product as uncharacterized. The record is from RefSeq and is a predicted model, not a curated record. Lineage: Eukaryota; Metazoa; Mollusca; Gastropoda; Physidae.
AAAUACGAUAAGAGUUGUAAUUUCUCCCCUAUAAUGUAAUAAUUGUAAUUACGUGUAAGCACGAUACAAGCAUAUUCUAUAAACAGAGUAACUAUCACGAUAAGGUAAGCGGAAGUUGAUUUUAAACUAUUAUCGUGUUUAGUGUGUGUCGACACAGGUAGGCUACAUAAGCCUGCUCAGCCUAAAAGGUAAAUGAAGUCAUUAUAUUUCGCUGUACUUCUAUGCAGCUUCUACUCAGAUAAAGCGACUGCAGACGAUGGCUGGUUCGGAUCCCACAACCAAUAUAAAUGUCAUUGUGUAGAUGACAAGUGUGACGAGUUGGGAAACUGCAAUGGUACAUGUGUGAGAGGGUGGUUUGGUCCUGCUUGCCAGUUCCGUAAGUAAAACACGUCUAUGUACCAUUACAUCUAUACAACUGACUACAUACAUUUACAUCUGUACAUCGUAAUAUUAUUAAAAAAAAACCAACCUACCAUUACAUCUGUACAACCUAAUGUUAUAAAACCAAUCAUUACAUCUGCACAAAGUAAUACUAUAAACAUGAAGCCUACCAUUACAUCUAUACAAUUUAAUACUAUAAACAUAAAGCCUACCAUUACAUGCAAAUAAACAUCACAUGUAAGAAAAUGUUUGUAACUGUAAUCUCUUCUGAAGUUGAUCUGGCAACCAAGGCGGAAAACAUCACACCGAAUUUACAAGAGCUGGUAGACGGCCAAGACUCCACUUGUCACAAUACUAAAACGGUGACUAUAAAGUUAAACACCGAUCACGUCAUUACCUGGAUACGAGUUGUCACUGCAGAGUCUACAUCACUGUUCGAUAUAAGGUUUAAAGACAAUACAAGCAGUGAAUGCAGCGUUACUUGUGAAUCAAAGUUUGUCUACAAGAUAAGUGACACGGUGACUGAUGUGACAUGCUCUGGUCUAACCUUACUCCGUUACAUACAGAUUGACUUUCAUGAGUUGACUAAUGUGUGCUCUAUACACGUGAGCGGGGGUAGGAAUGUAGCCUUGAGGCAAAGAACGGAGCAAUCUGGAACUUAUGUUGUGAACAAUUUUUCAUUCAAUUCAUCUUUAGCUGUGGACGGUAAUACAAACACCGCAUUUGCUGGGGGACUUUCCUGCUCGCAUACGUCUGUGAAUACACCUGGAUGGUGGAGACUAGAUUUUGAGGAACCAAAAACUGUUUUCAAAUUUAUAAUUCAUAACAGAGCUUGGGUCACAGAGCGACUAAAAGGAUUUCGUCUAACUACAUUCGGCCCUGAUGGAUCUGAGAAAUAUCAUUUCAUCGACCAAAACCCAAGUGAUCAAGUGCUGAUCUACUAUGUGGACAAUGACAUGGGGACUAACCCAGUGUCUAGAGUAGAGGUGUAUGCUAAAGACAUUCUUACCUUAUGUGAAGUAGAAAUCUACGGAGAAGACUAUUGUGUGGGUAAUAGAUAUGGUUUCGAGUGCAACAACAGCUGUCAUUGUCAGUGCAAUGUCAACACAGGCGCAUGUAGCUCCGGCUGUGAGGCGGGGUAUGUCGGUGGACUCUGCCAAACACCUUGUGACAAACACCAGUAUGGACCUGACUGUAGCUACACGUGCUCUUCUGAGUGCCAGAACUCAGAAUGUGAUAGAUCCAAUGGGACCUGCUUAGCGUGUAACGCUGGUUACUAUGGAGCCCAAUGUGAACUAACUAGUAACGGGUUGUCCCUAGAGGUGACUCCAUCCAAUGUGGUGGCAGGUCUAACACGACACUUAGAAGUCUAUUGUUCUACUUCGAUCGCCAUUGCAUCAAGCCUGGCCAGUUUAAUUUCUUUAAUCAUUUCAAGGUCAAGCACCAACCAAUCGUCAUUUACAGAACUAGCCUCUAUAAAUGUUUUCACAUCUGACAGUCAAGUCAUGUUGGAUGUCAGUGAUGUCACAACUUCUGGUAAAAUUGACAACAACGGUCUGUCAUACAUCAAACUAAAUUGGGAAUUCCCAGAUUCUAAUACUUCUGGAAUUUACAGGUGUGACGUUAAUGGAGUUGACCGUACAGGACAUCCGGUGAACAUUCACACUUCUAGAACAACAACGUUUGUGAAGCCAGAUAUUCCGAUAUUGGUAGCUCAGAUACAAACAUUGACGAAAUCUGUUGAAAACAUACAUGCUCUGUUAGAUGAACGAAACUUGAAUAUCACCAGACGACUAGAACAAAUACGUCUUCUAGAAAACGAAUUGGUAGCAAAAUAUUUUUUGUGGAACACGAGAUUACACGCAAUUGAAAAUUUAAUUUUAAACAAGUCAUCAUUAUGUGUAUGAUGUUGAUUAUAUGCGAUAUGUGCUUGGUAUUGUUUUAGUGCUUUUGUUGGCUCAGUAUUGCGUUUUUAUAAAUUGCCAAUUGCCACUAGUUAUCUUUUUGUUAU